UCGGGCAGACGUUUAAGCCAUAGGAGGGGAAUGUUUCGCGGAUCCUGUAGACUGUGGUGCUUUGCCACCGUGCUGGCCCUGCUCCCGUUAGCCUUCCCGGCCGAAACUGUGCCGAAGAGUGUAUCAAUUCCGCCUAUCUGCCUAAACGGAGCGAAGGUGGCAGGCAAGUGUGUGUGCAAUCCCGGCUACAGUGAGUACAAAGGCAACUGUUACCUUACCCAGGUACCGGCCGGCUGCCCAGCGGGAUCCGUGCUGUGGAAUGGAAGUUGCCACCCACAGGUCUUGCCCCCGAUACUGGAGGUUGUUCCAGCGAAGGAAAGCUUCAUAGUUGUGCCACCGUUGCAUAUCAAGCUCCCGGUGCCGGAUCCGCUCGAUCCGAACAAUGUGGAGGAAGAGCAGGCGGAGGAUGAGGAUGAUGACGACGCGGAACAGGUCGGUAUGGUGCCGACGCGUGAUCACCAUCUCACCGUAAGCUACGAGAAGAUCGUUAACAACCAUAAUGUGAUCAAUAACGAAACCACAUUCAACACGAACACGGUCAACAACGUCAUAGUGCAGAUCAUGCGCCGGAAAGCGAACGGAGCUUUGCGAAUGGUCGUGAUAAGAAACAACGAAACCACCGUGCACGAGGAAGGCCCAAACGAGACCAAGCCGCCGAGUAAAACGGAACCUCCGCCGCCAGCCGACAGCACGGACAAACCUGCGACAACGAAAGCACCGGACUCGGAUCCUCCCUGCUGUAUGAUCGUGUCGCCAAGGGUGUGCCGAAAGCAGGAGGACGAAUGGGUUUGCUUCCAUCGGAAGCAGUACGUGUGUGCCCGAGUGUGCACGGCAAAGGUGAUGUACCUGCGACCGAGAAAGCCUCGCUAUCAGCAUCCAUGGUUGAUUAUGCCACCGAUGACGACCUACCCGUCGUACAAUGCUCACUGUCGUAUGGGACAGUGCCCAAGACCAGAUUGUUCUGGGUGCCUCCGGGGAAGAAGCCGAUGCCACCCGAUGUGCUACACGUACGACUGUGCGAAGAAUGCGAGCUGUCACUUUGUCGAUCAGGACGCGUUCUGCAAGGAUUCCCCUGGACAGGUGUGCGUGAUGACCGAGGAAAAAAUUAUAGACCUACUGGAGCAACCCGAAGCAAAUCGAACUCUAGUUGGGUGAGACCCCAACCUUACAUGCUACCUAUUAAAUAAUAUUUCGUUAAAGAUAUGCUACCACCCAAAUAAACUAGCACAUACUAGAAGUAGGUUAAACUAUGGACGCACAAUAAACUGGUCGAGCUUCUUCUCGCGUGCGUGACU
Messenger RNA from Anopheles arabiensis, 1295 nucleotides. RefSeq lists its product as uncharacterized. The transcript has 2 exons. The record is from RefSeq and is a predicted model, not a curated record. The coding region runs from base 31 to 1155 and encodes 374 amino acids. Lineage: Eukaryota; Metazoa; Arthropoda; Insecta; Diptera; Culicidae.